AGCGCCGUGACAGAACGGAGCGACUUUAAAAAGCGAGAGCUUCUCCUCAACCCCCGAAAGCACACGACCUGCCCUUGUGCCCUCCCAGCAUCGUUGCUUGCCUCGCAGGUAGUCAGUCAAGAUGAGCGGACUCUUCUCCACCGAGAAUAUCACCGGGGUCAUCAUCCCCUCCGUGCUUCUUGUCGUGGGCACCACGAUCGUGAAGAAGGAAUGGGUCCCUUUUGCCGUUGCGCUGGCAGCUGCUCUGUCUGCCUGGAAGGUGGUUAGCAACCGCCCGCGCAAGGUGCUCACCCCCAAUGAGUUCCAGGAGUUCCCGCUCAAGGAGAAGACCCUCGUCUCGCACAAUGUCGCUAUCUACCGCUUCGCCCUUCCGCGUCCCACGGACAUCCUGGGACUGCCCAUCGGCCAGCACAUCUCUCUCGCUGCUACGAUCGCCGGAAACCCCAAGGAGGUUGUGCGCUCGUACACCCCUAUCUCCUCUGACAAUGAGGCCGGUUACUUCGAUCUGCUGGUCAAGGAAUACCCCCAGGGCAAUAUCUCCAGGUACCUGGCCAACAUGAAGAUCGGAGAUAAGAUGAAGGUGCGCGGACCCAAGGGAGCCAUGGUCUACACCCCCAACAUGUGCAGACACAUUGGUAUGAUCGCUGGUGGUACCGGUAUCACCCCCAUGCUCCAGGUCAUCAAGGCCAUCAUCCGUAACAGACCCCGCAACGGAGGCAACGACACCACCCAGGUUGACCUGAUCUUUGCCAACGUCAACCCGGAGGAUAUCUUGCUCAAGGACGAACUGGACGCUCUGGCACAGGAGGACGACGGCUUCCGUGUGUACUACGUGCUGAACAACCCGCCCGAGGGCUGGAACGGUGGUGUUGGUUUCGUUACUGCGGAUAUGAUCAAGGAGCGUCUCCCCGCCCCGGCUAGUGACAUCAAGAUCCUUCUCUGCGGUCCUCCUCCCAUGGUCAGUGCUAUGAAGAAGGCAACCGAGUCCCUCGGCUACACCAAGGCUCGCCCCGUCAGCAAGCUCGAGGACCAGGUCUUCUGCUUCUAAACGGGACGUACAGCGUUCGCGAGAUAUAUUUGCGGUGGUAUUAUGUAUCUGCUUAAAGCACGAGAUGUUAGACGGGACGUUCCUACCAUGCCAUAGACAUACCUGUUUUACGAAGCGGGAAGAGGUUGGGGGGACGGGGAAAAGUGUUAGAUUAACACCUAGACAUUCAUGAUGUUAAUGUUUGGGACACAACAGGUUCACACAACGGUGUUCUAGAGUGUAUUUUGACCUAAAUUGUGCCUGGCGUACAGUGCACGUGGGCUGGAUUAUCUCGAGUACAUUAUGUAUAGGAAAUAUAUGUUAGUACAAGGAUUAUUCGCAGA
This is a messenger RNA of Paecilomyces variotii, 1371 nucleotides long. RefSeq names its product NADH-cytochrome b5 reductase. Gene Ontology annotation, cellular component: endoplasmic reticulum. The transcript is spliced from 4 exons. Bases 122 to 1048 code for a protein of 308 amino acids. The record is from RefSeq and is a predicted model, not a curated record. Gene Ontology annotation, molecular function: oxidoreductase activity. Lineage: Eukaryota; Fungi; Ascomycota; Eurotiomycetes; Eurotiales; Thermoascaceae.